GGACUCUCAUUCAGAUAGUGAUAUAGGAACAAAAACACGGUUUACAAGAUGCCAUUCAACAGGGUUGACUUGAUAAUUACUUGUCUUGCGCUUCUCCUCCUUGGACACUGUGCAACAUGUUUAAUUGUCCCAGAAGAAAUUCCAAGUUUGCUCUCUCUUGUUUACUCAAAUAUUCCCCCAAUUAAAAAAGGUACCGAUUCAAGAUUAGGGGUCGGUUUUAGAUUUGGUGAGCACGCAGACUUUCAAGUACUUCUGGAAUUAGGUCCGCAAUUUGAAACGGAUCCUAUUGGUCUCCAAAAAGAUACCGCUAACAGAAGAUCGGCUGUACUGCAUUCGGCUAUGAAUGGCGAACUGGGACCUCAUGCUCAACAAGUUGCGAAGCAUCAAGUUCAAAGAUUAUUGCAAGAAAUGAUCGCAAAAUAUAAAAAGAAAAUACCACAGAAACGUCCAGAGGAGAAGAUUAGCGACAACGAUUGGCUUAAGAAAUGGAGCAAAAGUCAAGGUGUUGAUGAAACGGAAACUUCAGAAUUAGAUAUUGUAACAUCGCGCUCACCUCUGCCAGUUAUUAAUCGAAUUAGAGUCGUAAAUGCUCCAACUACGCCUUAAAUCGGGCCAAAAGACUUAUAUACUUUAAAAUGUCAUGGUGCAUGGUUUAUAAAUCCAUUAAGGACGUGUAAUUCACAUGCCAUUAUUUAAAUAGAUUUUUACAUGUCUCUAGGUUUUCUUUCAUUGUAAAUAUGUAAAUAGUAAACACUUCAUAUUUCAUGUAGUUUUAUAACAAAUUUUGGGUUUGAUAUUCACUAAACAAUGCCUCUAUACAGGUCCUUUCUUAUUUUUUGUCGGCAAAUUAGUAUACUUCCUUUAACAUAGGAGUAAAAGUAC
Trichogramma pretiosum is the source of this 882-nucleotide messenger RNA. RefSeq lists its product as uncharacterized. Lineage: Eukaryota; Metazoa; Arthropoda; Insecta; Hymenoptera; Trichogrammatidae. The transcript has 6 exons. The record is from RefSeq and is a predicted model, not a curated record. Bases 49 to 606 code for a protein of 185 amino acids.